AAUAGGGGCAACCACAGAGUUGUUUCACCGGUAACCAGGGUUGGCACAUCCCCUGCGCCGGUAGUUGGUCCAUUAUACAUUUCACAAAUUACGGGUUAAAUUGUAUCAGCAUGGACUCCCCGCUGAACGAUGGUUCUCGGCAGCCUCCACAACACUCUCCCCACCCGCUGGCGGACUAUCAAUUUUCCGCUGAGGAAGUGCAGGCGUUACGUGAGUGCAACACGGAGUCAUUCUUCCAGCGCAGCCUGCCAUUUGGUACCGGACUCGGUCUAUUAGCCUACUUUGGCGUUAAGAAUGGCUACUUGCAAGGACACGGCAAGUACGGCGCCGUGCCCAAGGUCGUCAUGGGUGUCAUUCUCGGCUACUUUGUGGGCAAGUUCAGCUAUCAGCAGAAAUGUGCCGAGAAGAUCAUGCGACUGCCCAACUCCCACUUGGGCGAACUGUUGCGUCAGCGGAGACAGGGCGGCGGUGUAAUUAGCUCCAUAACACCGGACGAGAAUCUGGGCAGGGCUUUUACCUUGGCUCCCUUUUCGCCCAGCUCAGCAGAUGUGUACAGUGACGAGGCGUAUCAGCCCGCAAGAAGCACUGCUCUCAACCUGGACACAGAGUCGCGUCCAACUUUGUCUGGAUUGGAUGACAUUUACCGCCCCACUUUGGACUCUGGUUCAAUGUUGGACACGGAUCUACCCUUGGAGCCGUCCAAGCCUGGUCAGUCUUACGAGGACCUGCGGCGAAGGAACCGAGAGGAGUACUCUAAGCAUCAGCAGAGUCCAUAUUCGCGUCCCUACGAACCACCAGCUCCCGUUCAGCAGAGACCCGUGGAACCAGCUCGCAGCGAGCCAGCUGGUAGAAAGAAUCAAUACGGCGACUCCUGGACAGACUGAGAUUGCACACUAGGUAUUGUUGUUUUGUUGGAUAUAAAAUACGUAUAAAAUUCUGUGGAAAA
Molecule: messenger RNA, 946 nt
Organism: Drosophila eugracilis
Lineage: Eukaryota; Metazoa; Arthropoda; Insecta; Diptera; Drosophilidae
Gene: asrij
Product: OCIA domain-containing protein 1
Exons: 3
Coding region: 111-884 (257 amino acids)
Cellular component (GO): endosome
Source: RefSeq, a predicted model, not a curated record